Molecule: messenger RNA, 831 nt
Organism: Aspergillus vadensis CBS 113365
Lineage: Eukaryota; Fungi; Ascomycota; Eurotiomycetes; Eurotiales; Aspergillaceae
Exons: 5
Coding region: 453-722 (89 amino acids)
Source: RefSeq, a predicted model, not a curated record
GUUAGAUAGAGCUGGAUCAGUUAGUGGCAAUAUGAUAGAGAAAAUUGAGAGCUGGUGUGUUUGAGCUUGAUGCUCCAGAGCUGGAGCUUGUUUUGUUAAGGCCCGGCUCGGUGCGGAGAACGGAUUAGUAAUGCCGAGAGGGGUUGAUGUUUUUAAGCUGUUGGCUGUUAACUACUGUAAGAAGAUACUGUAGUAGUAAUCAGUGGUUACACCGCGGUCGGAUGGCGUCAUGUGGGUGACCGUCUGUUUUGUCUACGGCGUUCAAUGCACACGCAAAGUGUCACAGCUCUGCAGGCAGCAGCUCUUCUAACUUUGCUCCUACGAUGUUGUGUUCGUGCACAAUGUCUUAGGUGCUGCAAGGGCGAGUGUGGGAUCGGAACCCCAUUGUCCUUUGCAGCAAACAUCUCCAUGGCAGCCAGCCAGCCAUCUGUUCGAUAGAGAUCCGCCUUGCGAUGCCCCUUGAUAAAACAAUCUGUGUUGAUGGUGUGGUUGUCGAUCAGACGAGCCUUGCCAGGAGCCGGAUUCAAGGCUGGCCUGAACUCGCAUCUCUAACCCCCGCUGGAAGUGAAACACCGGCCGAUCGGUUGGAAGGAGAAGGAAGGUCGAAAGGACUGAUCUGGAACCCUCGGGAGGAGUCGAGGAUUCUUGGUUGGGCCUUUCUUGGGUCUGGUCCACUACCGGCUGCAGGAGAAGAUGGAGACGCGGGAUGGGGACGAGAUUAAUGACUUCAUGAUGAUGUGGCUGACUAUAGUCGAUGUGAUUUACUCCAAGUUCUACCGAACAAGCGGAGAUAAUCCGGCCCAAGUCCCGUCUGGUCUGCCACUACCGGAC